Molecule: messenger RNA, 3827 nt
Organism: Hippocampus zosterae (dwarf seahorse)
Lineage: Eukaryota; Metazoa; Chordata; Actinopteri; Syngnathiformes; Syngnathidae
Gene: phf10
Product: PHD finger protein 10
Exons: 12
Coding region: 112-1566 (484 amino acids)
Cellular component (GO): npBAF complex
Source: RefSeq, a predicted model, not a curated record
AGCGCCUCUCACAUACAUGAACCGUUAGAAAACUCAUACAAAACGAAGAGCAAACGCGGCUAGUUUUGCUAGCUUCCAGCUAGCGCAGCAGCAAGUGCUAAAUAGUAAAACAUGGCUGCUGUGCUCACCCCGAGACCACCGUGCGAUAGCAACCCUGCUACCCCAGGAUCACAGUCCCUAAAGGAGGACAUAACAGAAGAGGAGUCCAAUGAUGGCAGCCAGCCCCCUAAAAGACGACGAAUGGGUUCAGGGGACAGUUCACGAAGCUGUGACACUUCCAGUCAGGACCUUGGGUCAACGUAUUUCCCAGCGGAGAACCUAACAGAGUACAAGUGGCCAGCAGAUGAUACGGGAGAGUAUUACAUGCUCCAAGAGCAGGUCAGCGAGUAUCUGGGAGUCACAUCCUUCAAGAGGAAAUACCCUGAUAUGGAAAGGAGGGACCUAUCACAUAAAGAGAAGCUCUACCUGCGUGAGCAGAAUGUGAUCACUGAGACACAGUGCACUCUGGGUCUAACAGCUCUACGAAGUGACGAGGUCAUAGACCUGAUGAUAAAAGAGUAUCCUGCAAAACAUUCAGAGUACUCGGUCAUACUCCAGGAGCGUGAGCGACAGAGGAUAGCUAAAGAGUACUCUCAAAUGCAGCAGCAGAACCCUCAGAAGGUAGAAGCCAGCAAGGUUCCUGAAUACAUCAAGAAGGCGGCCAAAAAGGCAGCCGAGUUCAACAGUAAUUUCAACCGGGAGCGAAUGGAAGAGAGGAGGGCUUAUUUUGACCUCCAGACGCAUGUUAUUCAAGUGCCACAGGGCAGGUUCAAGGUGCUCGCUCCAGAGCUGACCAGGACCGGGCCCUACCCAGUUGCUCUAAUACCAGGGCAGUUCCAAGACUACUACAAACGGUACUCUCCCAAUGAGCUACGAUACCUGCCUUUGAACACAGCUCUGUUUGAGCCUCCGCUGGAUCCAGAUCUGCCCGCACUGGACUCAGAACCUGAUUCAGAUGAUGCAGAGGAUGACAAAAAGAACAAAAACUCUUCUGACAGUUCUUCAGGCAACACGUCAGAUGGCGAAAGUCAGGAGGGUGGAGGCCAGAAGUCCAAGGCCAAAGAUAGGACAUCCACGCCGGGCAAAGAUGGCAGCCAACGCCACUCCCACAAAGUCACCCCCGGGUACAAGCCGAAGGUCAUUCCCAAUGCUAUAUGUGGCAUUUGCCAGAAGGGUAAGGAGGCCAACAAGCGAGGCAAACCUGAAGCGCUCAUUCACUGCUCCCAGUGUGAUAACAGUGGCCACCCGUCCUGCUUGGACAUGAGCGCAGAGUUGGUGCGCAUGAUCCAGACAUACCGCUGGCAGUGCAUGGAGUGCAAGACAUGCACCGUCUGCCAGCAGCCCCACCAUGAGGACGAGAUGAUGUUCUGCGACAAGUGUGACCGAGGCUUCCACACCUUCUGCGUAGGGAUGGCCUCCAUCCCCACAGGUCUUUGGCUCUGUGAGGUAUGCGACAAAGAUUUCAACACACCUAAGAAGAGAAGCGGAACGAAAACACUGAAAAAGGCCAAGUCUGCGCAGAAAUGAUUUGACGACAUCUGAUUUUAUUAGAUUCUAGAUGGGGUUUUAUCGACCAUUUUGAAAGAGUACUUUGUUUUAAGACAGGGGUGGGCAAUUAUUUUCCCGGGGGGGCAAAUGAGAAGCAGAAAAUAUUGUGUAGGGCCGGGUCAAAAGUUAGAAAUAAAAAUAGAAAAUAAACAAGAUGGCACAAUGUCUUUGUAUGCCAGUAAUAAUCUAACAUUCUCCUCCACCAUCACACUCAGCACCGGUUCUCCUCAAGGAUGUGUACUGGGCCCCUGUUGUUCACGCUCCACACAUUUGACUACUCUCCGACUCUUAUCAGCGGUACAUUUUGCGGAAAGUUUUUAAUAUGAUAACAAUCAAACCAUUCUAGGAAAUGUUCAUUUACUUGAGCCACAAGCAAUUCACUCUGAGCAUGGAAAUUGCCAGAAUCGGUCUGAGUAAGAAUCGCUAGAUUUGAGUCUUUCUGACUCCAGACGUCUCCUGAAUGUUUCGUACUUUGUUACGCGCUUCGUUUAAUCGGAUACAUGUCACUUUCCCUUUCAUGGUCAUUACUCUGUCCCUCUUUCUUCGUCUUCCCCUGCCUCCCUGUGCUCUGCAACUUGAAGUAACUGCGCCACCUGGUGUUGAAAUACCUGUCAUUACAAGUCCAAACGAAAUGAAUGCAAUCAAACCUUAAUUGUGCACCAAUCUUUGGCGGGCCGGAUUAAAAAGACCAACAGGCCGGAUCCGGCCCGCGAGCCGUAAUUUGCCCAUCCCUGUCUUAAGAGAAUAAUAGGCACAACAACAGUUAGAUCAACAACUGGAAUUGUCCCUUUCCUAUUAAGCUUUACCGGAGUUUACAUUUUCAAAUGAUCCCUUCUACAACAUUUGUGGAAAAUCACAAUGUCCCAUAGGGGUGAGCUUUGCAGAGAACAGGCCCGCAGGCUAGCUGGUGCCCGUGGAAACCAAUGAUGUUGAAUUUCAAGUGUUGUUUUAGGAGAUUCAUCUGGUUCAUCCGUUAAGACGACCUCACAAAAUUAAUGUUUGGGUCCUACUGUAUACUACUAACCAAGAUGGGGGAGUGUAUUUCCAGACAUUUGCGAUAGUACAGUAUCCCUUAAUGGAAGUAAUACUGUCGGUCUCAUUUAAUUGUUCAUUUAAAAUAUUUCUAAUUGAAUGGGAGAAUCUGAAUAUUUUAGUGUCUUACUGAGCAGUAUAAUGUUGUUCUUCAAGUCACCACCAAGUCGAACUUAAAACUGCUGAUUGCAACCAAGUAGUGCACUUGUUUUGCCUGAAUUGCGUCAAGAUGACUCAACAGUUCCAAUUGAUUUUCAUGCCUAUCACAAGUAUCCAUUCGUGGUCUAAGAAAAAAAAGGAAAAGAUAACUUCCUUAGCAAGAUAAAAAUAACUAGAAAACAAGAUCAUACGAUAGGUUUAAUAUUUUGGGGUACCUAUAACUUAAAUUUUCUGUUUUCGUCAUCAAUUAUGUAUGACAUUGCUGGACUAGUUUUGGUUUCAAUGGUACAUGGCUUAUCAACUCCAUUUGACUUUUGAUGUCAGUGUCACUCUUUAACAGUUUAUCUUUCUGUACCAAGACGGGUACGUGAUAAGCAAUGAUGCUGUUUUGGCUGAACAAUCGGUGCUCUUAUUGAUCUACUAGUUAAAAAUGGAAGGUCAGUUACAUUUUGAUGUGCAUUUUUGUACCAACAUGUCUUGAAUUCUAUCAUGGUGCUAAUGAUCUUUUGAAAUGUAGUGUCUGUAGUUUUGGGUCCAGUUUAUUAAAACGUGUGUCUUGGGUACAGAUUUUCACGAUACCUACCUUAUAAUGAUGCCUCUGACUGCAGCAAGGCUGUCACAAAGCUACAAUAAACCAUAUUUUUGGAUUUGACUUGAAAAUUAAAAUGUAUUUUUCUACUUUUCUAGAAAAUGUACUGUCGUGGUAGUAGAUGAUUUGUUCAUGUCAUAGUCACUGAAUUUCUUUUUUUUUUCUUAAAUAAACCUGUAUAUAAUGAAUACCUCAGUAUCAUCACCAUCUUUUUUUAAUAGAGUGACACGGUUGCAAGUACCCACAGUUUGGGAUUGUUCGGGUAGAUGCAGAGUAGUAAAAGUAAAUGUGCAUGCUCACUGGUUCAGUCCAUCUACCUAUUGUCUAUAGCAGCGAUUUCAACAACAAAUAAUGUAUCGUUGUCUACCCAUCUAUGCCAGUAACUUACAGUGAAAGAAAGAACAAAUGAAUGAUCGUCUAUCAGAUUGCAGAAAGUAUUAAAUUGACAUAUGUAUACUCA